UUUUUUUCUUCAGAUGUUAAGUAACCAAAUUGGUCAUCAACGAGAGAAUCAAAGAGAGACUCAUCUCCAUGGCUCCAAGGUGGAAAUGGAAAGGUGCUGAGGCAAAGGCUUUUGCCGAACCUGUUUCGGAAACGGUCUCGGAGCUCCAAUCUUCUUUGGCCCAAACCAAGGCCUCGGGUUUCCUCUCAAGUUGUAACGUACUUCUAUCGGUUGAGCCAGAGCAAGCUGAGCUUUUGGACCGUUGUUGUUUCGGUAGAACCGUUGUUAGUGUCGAGAAAGAUAAGAGAUGGAUUCAAUUAUCCUUUGAAGAGGCUUUCUUUUUGUUCUACAAGCUGAAAUGCAUCAAGAUCUCUCUUCAUGGUCGUUCUCUGGUAAACGAGGUAGAUUUAUGGCGAUCCAUAAGAUCCUUUAAGCCAAAUUUUGCUACAUCUUACAAGGCUUAUUCCCAUCUACGAUCGAAGAACUGGAUUGUGAGAUCAGGGUUACAAUAUGGAGUUGAUUUCGUGGUGUAUAGACAUCAUCCAUCUCUUGUCCACUCUGAAUACGCCGUCUUGGUACAGUCCAUUAGUGGGAAUGAUCGUUUAAAGGUGUGGUCGGAUAUUCAUUGCAGUGUUCGGCUAACCGGAACCGUAGCGAAAACAUUGUUGGUUCUUUACGUCAAUGGAAACGUCAACACAGAGAAUAUGAAUCUGCCUUUGUGUUUAGAGGACUACACAGUGGAAGAGCAAACAAUACGUAGAUGGAGUCCAGAACUUAGCCGUGAAGAUGAAACCAAAACAUGAUUAAGGUUACAUUUUAACAAGUAUUUUCGCAUUAUAAAGUUGUGUUGUAAUGCUAGUUUCUAGAGGAAGAUAAAAUGAACUAGGUUCUGAUUC
Arabidopsis arenosa is the source of this 875-nucleotide messenger RNA. The record is from the annotation of a GenBank genome assembly. NCBI's taxonomy places the organism in Eukaryota, Viridiplantae, Streptophyta, Magnoliopsida, Brassicales, Brassicaceae.